CCUAGUCCAAUCUUGUGGUUAAUAAAAAUGUCAUUGUAUUUUAGUAAUAUUUUUAGCAUACAACGUAGACAGUUCUUUUGCAUGAAAAACCUGGAAGAACUUAACUUGAAAUAUAAUCAAAUCUCCACCAUCGACAACUUUGCCUUUCUGGGAUUGCAGAAGUUAAAGGUUUUAAAUCUAGGUCAUAACCAGUUAUCUGAAAUCAAAUCAUUUAAUUUCUUUGAUCUGCACUGCUUAGAGUACCUCAAUCUGGAGGCAAAUCCAUUGGUGCACAUUGAGGCAUUAUCUUUUGCUCACCUUAGUUCAAUACAGAAUGUGUCUCUGGGAGACCUGAACUUCCCUCCAGAAUCCAAGAUUGAGCUGAAUCUGACAUGUGUAUUUGGCAGCAUACCUCGGGGGCUGACAUACCUCUACAUCAGCUCUGGCAGAAGGCCCAUGACUCUUAUUAUUGGCAGCGAUGGUGCCCCAAACCCAGGCUUGGACCUGCAUGUCCACGGCGAGACAGUGUCUUUUCAAGACUGUGAGAGGCCAUUCUUUAGGGCUGUCGUUGAGCUAACUGCAAGGACAGAGUGGAUCCUUUGUGGGUCCAUCUUUGCUGGGAGCUACUUCAAGUUACUUCAAUGCUUCAAGCUGGAAUCAAUGCUCUCAACUUUAUUUGUGGAUCUAACUAGCCUGAAUACACUUGUGCACUUGAGGGAUUUGCAACUUAUAGGAGUAGACCUCAAUCGGCAGACUGGUCUUGCGAUCAUGUUUCACAAUUUGACCAGACUGGAGACUCUGAUGCUCCUUGGCUGCAGGAUCGACUACCUGGAAAAGGACCUGAGCAAAGACUUAGUCAUUGAGAGAAUUACGUUUGGUUAUUAACAAUGAGCUUACAAUCAUGGAAGAAUUCCCUGAGCCCCUGAAAAGCCUAAAGUAUCUGCUUAUACAAGAUCUACUUUUACAAUGCAGUUGCAACAAUGCUUGGUUUGAUAACUGGGCGAAGCGGAAUCGACAA
Oncorhynchus gorbuscha (pink salmon) is the source of this 997-nucleotide messenger RNA. Its product is annotated as toll-like receptor 9. The coding region runs from base 28 to 864 and encodes 278 amino acids. Gene Ontology annotation, molecular function: protein binding. The record is from RefSeq and is a predicted model, not a curated record. The transcript has a single exon. Lineage: Eukaryota; Metazoa; Chordata; Actinopteri; Salmoniformes; Salmonidae.